AUGACCAGAGAACUGAUGAAUAAACAUAAAAGAAUUUUCUUUCAUAAAAGUGUUUUAUUAGUGUGCUUAAUACUGAUAAUACCUUUUAACCUAAAUACACCAACCCAGGAAAUGUUUCUACAAUAUGAAUAUUCUUUUUCUAAUAUUCGAGAUAACUAUACAAGAAUAGAAGUGGUAAGAGGGUCUGAGUCUGUGAGAAAAAUGAGAGAGGCUCUCCAGAUGUCAAUAUUUACUUAUUUUAUUGCACAAAAGAGACUUUCUGAUAUUCGUGUUUCAGGAUUCGGUCUUGAUUCUAAUGAAUAUCUAUUUGCUGAGGAAUAUUAUAGGCGUGCAUUGAACAAUUUGAAAAUUGCUAAAGAUAAUUGGGAAAACAGUAUUAAAACUUCUCCAAUUUUUUCAUGCAGUAACGAGCAUAUUGGUGGCAAUGGAUCUAGGGGAAUUAAUUACGAUUUAAAUUCUUUAUUUUUAUUACCAAGAGGGUAUUCUGGAGACAGAGGAGUUGACUUUCAAAUGGAUAUAUAUGAAGAUGUUGAUCCUUCUUAUUUACCGCCUCCACCCCAGAAAAAGCUUAAUAAAGAUAUUAUCAACAACUUAAACUUAGGUUUUAAAUUCGAAAACCUUCCAGCAAAGUUAAGUAAAUCUAUUAAUGAUAGAGAGAAUAGCAAGAAACAAAAUAGGUUUGGAAAUAGAGGUAGUCAAAUCAAAAAUAUUCCCAAAUCUAUUCCAACCUUAAAAAAUUUUAGCUUCAAUACUAAUAAAUACAGCGACGAUUUUUAUAGUAUAGACAAGAUUAUGGGUAAUCCUGAACAUGAUUAUUCUUCAGGCAAAACUGAUGAGCUUCUUAAUGACAUUUCCCCCAGCAUUAAGUUUGGUAAUUUUGAUUUUCAGAAUUCUAAAGACUUGUUAAAUUCUAAAGACCCAUUAAAUUCCAAAGAAUUGUUAAAUUUGAAAUUAGAGAAAAAGCCAAAUUUACUAAAUAAAAGUUUAAAAACUAAUGAUACACUUAAAAAACCAAAUAAGAAUGAAAAAUCUAAAAUCGAAAGGUCAAGAGGGGUUCUUGAAAGAGAGCCAGAAAUUCCAACUGAUAUAGCUGUACAGAUUGAAAAGAAACUAGGAGGGCCUUUGAAAUUUAUUGAUGUAUCUCUUAAAGAUCUCUCUAAAAACAAAAAUUGUAAGAACCUAUUCAUGCAAUACAUUCGAGUAACUCUCACAUGUAUCCAGCUAUAUGAAUCCAAAUCUUCUUUUGAAGAACUUUUUCAGUGUUCAAAAAAACAAAUAGAUUUAAAUUUUAGGUUAUUACAAAAAUUGAAAAAGUUAAAUAUUAAUUACACUUUCCAUAAUAAUGACGUUUCAUAUAUAAAGAACAAAUAUAAAAUUAAGAGUAUUAAGAAGCCAGCGAAUUUUAGAAAAGUUAAGGAAAAUGAGGAAUUUUUCAAUCUUUUAGUAAGCAAUGGAAUUUUUAAUUCGAAUAAUUCCUCCAAUACUACAGAUAUAUCGACUAAAAAUAUGUUAGUUGAUGAUCAAUUAAAAAAUUUCGAUGAUAAACUAAACUUUGAAAUAGUUUCAGAAUCUUUCCAUGAACCCAAGUGCGUGCCUAGCUACUUGGAAAGUUAUAUGAAAAGAUAUGGAUUUACUAAAAAUGAAUAUUUUACUAAUCCGACACUUUCAAAAGCUGUGAAUUAUCUUGCAGCUUUGGAAGCCGAAUUUAUUCACCUUACUGAAAAUAAUCAGAGAGUUGAACACGACAAAUUGUAUACUUAUAAAAUGCUGACUGACUUAAUUCCUCGCGAGAUUAUUAAUCAGCGAGCUCAAAAACCCUUAUGUGACAAAGAGGAAAAAAACUGA
This is a messenger RNA of Cryptosporidium ubiquitum, 1845 nucleotides long. RefSeq lists its product as uncharacterized. Lineage: Eukaryota; Apicomplexa; Conoidasida; Eucoccidiorida; Cryptosporidiidae. The record is from RefSeq and is a predicted model, not a curated record. The transcript has a single exon. Bases 1 to 1845 code for a protein of 614 amino acids.